CGGUCCCGCUGUUGCCGCAUAGCGCCGUCUUUUUUUUUUCCCCAUUUCUCCCUCCGCGUUUGUUCUCCGAGUUGGGUAUCGGUCCGUCGCCCGUUUCUCUUGAUGGCCGUCGUCGUUGACGACGGGCGCUAUUACGUCGGUUCACCCAGAUCUCUCGCGUGCGCAUUCUCCAAUCUUUUUACACACUCCCCACUUUUCUUUUUUUGCCUCCACGUUCGCUAGUCCCGCACGAUCGUCAGUCCCGCACAGAACAUCGACGGGCCACUAUCCCAAUUUAUUUUUUUAAUUUUUGGUGUGUGCAUCAUUUUUUUUUUUUCUCGUGUAGGCCUCGUGAUAUGAUUUCGAAAAUUGCGUGCGUCUCUUAAAAGACGGCCAGUGUGUUCGGGUUUGUUUAAAGGGAAUUUCUGUGGAGUGGAGUGCGUCUUCUGGAACAUGUCUGAACCUCUUGAGAUCUCCCAAUGUAAUUUCGAGUGUGUUUGAUCGUGAAAAAAAAAAAAAUUGCGUGUUCCAGCAGAAAAAGGAAAAAAAAAAGGCCGAUCAGGAAAUGAACUUGUUUCUGGUUGGACAAUUGAGUCAAGGUGGGAGGACAUUUUGAUUUUUUUUUUUCACUUUAGACGAGGAAAUUUCAAUGAUGAUUUCGCAAGUGAAUUUUGCCCGACCGUGGGAUAUGUCUGGUAAUGGCAACGCUAAUUGUAAUAACGACAAUCAUCUGACAUCAUCAAAACUAGGCCUGGCUCCAUUACAAGCGAUCCGGUGCACAAUGCCUGCCUGCCCGUGCGAGUGUUUCCAGCCCGGCAAAUUGCAAUUGAGACAGUGCCAGACCUGCAAACACGGCUGGGUUCCACACGCCCUGGAUAAAUUGGGAAUGAGAUCUGGAACGUUCAAUUCGAGUGCGAACGGUACGGGUCCAGUGGAGCCGGCCCUGCCCAACACGGUGUUCGAUGUGGCCAGUUUGGCCCUGUACGGUUGUCAAGCGUUGCCCAUCCGGCUGAAGAUCCUUCUCGACCGGCUCUUCUCCGUCCUUCCGCCCGAGGACGUCGUUCAAGUGCUCACAGGUUUCGGAUGGUCCCUCGAAGAUUACGCCAGAGGUUACAUCCUACAAGAUGCACAGGGACGGCCGGUUGAAGUGUGGAGCAUUUGCGGACGUGACGAAGAGCCGUUGGUUCUGCAACAAUUCCUUCGGUUCGGCGAGACGCGCGUCAUCGCCUCUCGCAUCUUGCAACAACACGAGAACGAGACGAAAACAUGGGCAGCUGCGGCGGCCGCUUCGUCGGCCUCGUCCGGCUCGGAUCAACAGCAGCGCAGCAGCGCCAGGAUGCCGACGGCCAACAACAACAAGGAAGGCUCGUCGGAAAGGGAGCAGCAACAACAACAGCAACAACAACAGUUGAAACUCAAUUCGGAAAUCAAGGAGUUUCUGAAGAAAGCGCAGCAAAAUCCGCAGGCGGCCCUGGCCGGCAUGCUGGGCCAUUCCGGUCUACCGGCGUUUGUCAACCCGCUCAAUUCGUUGUCGUUUCCUUUCAUUCCCGGGCUGACCGGCCCGCCCGGCCCGCUGAAUCACCUGCCCCGCUUGCCGCCCAUGAUGAACCUGCCUCCGCCACCUCCGCCAGCGCCUCACCAGUCGACGACGUUGCCGCGACUGCCCACAGCCGCCGUCCAGCCGCAACAGCAGCACAGUCCGCCCGUUUCAUCGAUCUCCAACAGCCACGCCAGCGCUAGUUUAACGUCCAGCAACAACAACAACAACAACAUGCAGGCCGUUUCGUCUUCUUCUUCCUCCUCCUCCGCCGCAGCAGCCGCCGCCGCUGCCACGCAGAGUCCGCUAGGCCGGCUGCAAGGCAUGCAGCCGUUCGAUUUCCGAUCGGUGGUUCAACAGUCGGCCAAGGAGCGCUGCAGUCGCAGCCCGGAAUCGAAUCGCAUCCGCCUGACGCCGCCUCCGCUCUCGUCCUCGUCGGCCAGCACUUUGAAUCUGAAGAGCCUGCAGUCGCUGACGGCGGCGCAUGCGCAGCACUCGGCGGCCGUCUCGCCGCUGUGUCUGACCAACAAGCCGCCGGCCGACGCCCACGCGGCCGACAGGAGUGCUGGCCACCAGCAGCGCCACAGGUCGCGUUCGGCCUCGAGCAGCAGCAGCGAGCUGGACUGGGACGAGGACGACAUGAUGGACGACAGCGACAUGUACGACAGCGGGACGGCGCCGCAGAACGCGCUCAAUUUGACCCGCAAGAGCGGCGCAACGGCCGGCCGCCAUCACGGCCAGCGCAAUCGGCCCGAGAUUUCCGACUCGCUCAGCGAAGCCGAACGGACGAUGAUGCGCAGGCCGGGCAAGUCCGGCUCUCAGGGUGGCGGCGGUGGUGGUGGCGGAGGUGGUGGUGGGGGUCAGGGCGGAAGCGGCGGGCAAGGCGGCGGAUCGUCGAUGAAACGCAGCUGGAAUCCGCUGGGCCCGCUGGGCACUCAGCUGAUCAAUCCGGCCACGGGCAAGAAGAGGGUUCAGUGCAACGUGUGCCUCAAGACGUUCUGCGACAAGGGCGCCUUGAAGAUCCACUUUUCGGCCGUGCACUUGCGCGAGAUGCACAAGUGCACGGUGGACGGGUGCAACAUGAUGUUUAGUUCGCGCCGCUCCCGCAACAGGCACAGCGCCAAUCCCAACCCCAAACUGCACAGCCCGCACCUGAGGCGCAAGAUAUCGCCGCACGACGGCCGCACGUCGCAGCCCCAUCCGGCACUCGGUUCGCUCAUUUCGCACGUCCAGCACGGAGGAGGACCUCACGGGCCUUCGGGGGCCUUCCCCGGUCUGGCGCAUCUACCCGCACUCGGCGCCGGAAUGCAUCAUCCGCACCACGCGUCCGCUAUGAUGGGGCCGGACGGUUUCGGCAAGGCCGGCGGCCUGGGCGGUGGCGGCCUGGGUGGUGGUGGUGGAGGAGAGUCGCACAGGGAGCGUUCGGUUUCGUCCAUGUCGUCGUCGGGAGGCGGCAAUGGUGGCGGAAUGGGCCCAGAUGGCGACGUCAUUAAAGGGCGCAAUUAUUACGCCGCCUCUUCGGACGACCUGGACGACGACCUGGACGAUCUGAGCAGCCUGGACGAAGGCGAGGAAGGCAGCGCAGGCAACAACAGGCUGCAUCACGUGGCCGGCCACGAAUCGGCUCAUGGCGGGCCGGCUGGCGUCCAUCACCAAGACCUGGGGAGCCACAACAACGUCCCGUCCUCUCCCAAACAGCAGCCGCAACAGCCACAACAACAUCAACAAGCUGGACAUCAAAGUAGCGGCGGAGGUGGAGGAGCCGUGCGCAAGCGCAAGAGCCAAAACCCGACGCGGCUCUUCCAGCAACAACAGCAAGUGGCCGACGCUUACCUGUCGGACAACGACGGACGUUCGGACGCGUCGGACCGGUCGGGCGGCGGAUCGUCUUCGGGCCGCACGCGCAAGAAUCACAACAACAACAGCCAGACGAAGAGGAUCAAAACGGAGGUGGACUUUGCGCGUGGGCAGCACUCGCCGGCCGUGGGCUACCGGACGGACGAAGACGCUGACGACGAUGCGGACGACGGGCUGGAUUCAAAAAACGGGUUGGCCAGUGCUGAGAUGAUAACGUCCGCAACAACAACAACAGCAACAGCAACGGGCCAGCAGCACACGAGGCCUCGUCGGGUCCGCCAUCAUUCUGGGCCAGCAGCGGAGCUGGACGCUCCCCGAUCGAACCGGUCGUCGGCUCCGCCCACCCCGUUGAGCGGAGUCGAGAUGCGCGACGUGACGGGCAUUGAGGCCGACUCGAUCCGGCCCUAUCCGCUCGACAUGGACGACGACGACGAGGAGGAGGAGGAGGACCUGGUGGACAGCCUGACGGGCUCGCCGCGCUCCGACUGCGACUCGUCGAGCGUCCCGCUGGACAAGGACAACCCGAGGAGGUGUUCGGCCUGCGGCAAAGUCUUCCAGAACCACUUCGGCGUCAAGACGCACUACCAGAACGUGCACCUGAAGCUGAUGCACCGCUGCACGGUGGACGGAUGCGCGGCGGCCUUCCCGUCGAAGCGCAGCCGCGACCGGCACGCGCAGAACUUGAAUUUGCACCGCAAACUGCUGUCGACGGAGACGUCGGCCUUCCACGUCGGCGGAUGCUCUCCGCUGGCCUCUCCCGUCGCCUCGCCGACGCUGGCCAUGACGCCGACGACACCCACCACGCCCACGGCCAAAACGGGGCCGACGGCCGCCUCGUCGGCCGGCCAGCCGGACGGUGGCGGCGGCCCGGUGGCGGACUUUUCGCUGCACCAGUUCUCGUCGCUGCGCGACGAGUUUCUCAGCCGCAUCUACGCCAACGCGGAAGCGCACGGAAUGAUGCACGGGUUGGCCCCGUUCCUGGCCAACCCGCCCCACCACCACCACCACCACCACCACAUGAGUCUCAAUCACCACGGCAACGCGGCCACGCACCACCACGCCAGCAAUCCCAACAGUUUCCUGUCGGGCCUGCAACAGUCGGCCGCCGCGGCGGCCUUCCUGUCGGCGGCGGCGGCGGCCAGCGCCGCCGCCAGCGCCAACGGUGCGCCCAACGGCCACCAUCAUGCGCCCAUGAACGGCGUCAGCCUGGCUAAUCAUCACAACAACAAUCAAGUCACUAUCAUCAACGGCAAGGCGUCGGUGAGGGACAGUUCGGCGUCGUCGCCGCCCCAUCCGCCAAAUUCCACGUCGCCAUCGCCUCCAUCCGCCGCCUCGUCCAUGGCGCUGAGAACGUCCGUCUAAACAAAAUUCGUGUGGGGCAACAAGGUUUGUCUGUUAAGGGGGGGGGGGAUUUAUUAUAUUCUAAUGAAUCAUCACACACGUGAAAAGAAGAAAUUUUUUUGAACGCUUUUCUCUCGUCUCGUUCGGACCCAGUUUUUUUUUAAAUUGUUUUUAUUGUUUGCGUGUGUACAUAAAAAAAAAAGGAAACAUUUUGCAAAAACGCGUCAGAUUCCCAAUGAUCCGGAUUUAAUUUUUUCUUUUUUUAAUUGUUUUAUUAUUAUUUAAACGCGUGUGGAAAUGAAAAUGAAAAGAAAUUGAUGAAAUUUGGCAAUUGUCGUAUUCGGUUCGGUGGCGCGAAAUUUAAACUAAAAGAAAAUUGAACAUUAGAAGAGAGAUUUAAAAAAAAAUUGCGUUUUCAACGGAUCUCUUGUACGGAAAUGGAAAUUUCAUCUUAUCACUUAAUUAUUAGAUUUUUCUUUCUUUUUUUAAAAAUGAUUUCUUUGAUCGCUUUCGAGACCCCCGACAACACGAGGCGAAUUUCAUUUUUAUAUAGACGUUUCCUUUUCAGUUUUAUUUUAUUAUUUUAAAUCCCACUUUGCUAAUCUAUUUAUUAGCUUGAUCGUCGUUUGUUUUUCUUUUUUUGUUGUUGUUGGUGAAUUUUUUUUUCUUUCUUGUACAGCCAAAAAAACGAAAAAAAAAAAUACGUUUCUUUUAUACCACAACAAAAAGAAUAUCAAACAAAAACAAAAUUUUAUUUAAAAAAAAAAAAAAGAAAACAAUAAAAAAAUGAAAUAAUUUUUCCCUUUUAAAAUUAAGUGUUUCCCCCACCUCACCACCGCCUCGAAAAAAAAAAAAAAUAGGGAAAUAUUUCUAAUUCCUCUUCUUUUGGUGUUUACCUUCGUUUCUCAAUUUUCGUUAUCUUCAAAAUGAAUUGAAAAGAAAAUGCAAAACAAUAACGGGAUCUGAAAGUUGAAAAACAAAAGACGCCAAUGGGCAGCGUUUUAUUGACGUAAUCCGUCUGCACGAUAUUUUGCAUAAACUAUUAUAUAAACUAUUACUAUUUACCACUAUUAACUGUACGACUGCUAAUUUUGAAAAGAAAAAAAAUGCCUGUCGAAUAUUUGUUUUUGGGGUUUGCAUUUCCCCCUCCUCCCCCUGCCAUCCAAUUUGAAUUCGAGAGUCGCGGUGAUUUUUUUUUUUUGAAAUUUUUUUUUAGAUUUUAAUUGAAAAAAAAUGAAAUAAAUUCUCCUCCGCUGCUAUUUGCUCCCGUUUGUCCUCUCGAUAUAAUAGGCCUACCACACCUCAGACGAUGUUGAUAUCCACGAAAAUGUUUUUAAUUUUUUUCUAGGGAUUUUUCCUCUGAAAUUUUGAUUUUUUUUUUUUUCGCCCAUCUUGGCUGCUGUCCACACGAUUUUGGCCAAGAAGCCAAACAAAUAAAAAAAAAACGAGGAAAUAAUAUUCCAUAACAUAACGUUGUCCAUUGUGUGUAACAAAUGCUGUUUUGUUUUUUUAAAUUUCAUUUCAUUUACAUGUUUAUCAAAUUUGAAUGGAAGGCCUAAAAAAAAAAAAAAAAAAAGACUUUGAUUUUUAAAUUUGCUCUUCCCCAAUUUUUUUUCAUGAUGUUUACGUGUGAUUGUGGUCCAGCCAUGGCGAUUUCUGUUUCCGUCUUUAAUUCAUGUCGUCUCCCCCCUCCCCACUUUAUUUUAAUUUUUUUUGAAAUAUAUUCUCAUUCCCGAAGAAAUCAUCUCAUUCGUCAAUUUUUUAAAAAUAAAUUUUACAUGUCCCUUUUUUUUUUGAAUUUUUCUUAUUACGCGCCAAAAUGUAAUUUUUUAUUUUCUUCCUCAAAAUUCCUCACACAUUUUUUUUUUUUUUACAUAAUCGGAAUUUUCACAACCCCUUUGAAAACAAACCAAUCGUCGUCCUGCCCAUCAUUUCACUCGUCGUUUUUCACGCAUGUCUAAUUCUUUAUUAUUAUUAUUAUUAUUUUUUUGGGGGAGGGAAUAGACGAUUGGCUAGUUUAUAGGUCUUUUGCUAGCUCCAACCCGAUUGUACUCUCUCAUUUAAUAAUGUGGUUAUACGACGAUAUACGUGUGUGUGUGUGUGUGAUUGGUUUUGAUUCGCUGCUGAUUGCGCCUGUGUGUAUACAUGAAUCCGUGUGUCUGUCAAUGUCCGUUGUUUAGCAAUACAACAGAAAAAAGA
Molecule: messenger RNA, 6913 nt
Organism: Daphnia magna
Lineage: Eukaryota; Metazoa; Arthropoda; Branchiopoda; Diplostraca; Daphniidae
Exons: 4
Coding region: 629-4735 (1368 amino acids)
Biological process (GO): regulation of DNA-templated transcription
Cellular component (GO): nucleus
Source: RefSeq, a predicted model, not a curated record